CUUUGCAGUUUAAAAUAGAACCUAAGAAGUGAGUAGAAAAGAGGAGUAAGGAACUCUAUUGCAUCACUGGAGAUGGCAUUAAGACUAUGGUCCCAGGUGGGCCGAUCUUUGCCAUGCCUCCGAUCUUUGCCAUGCCUCAUUGAAUCAUCAACUGGUGUCUCCAGAGCUUAUCAUGAGAAGGUGCUGGACCACUAUGAAAAUCCUCGUAAUGUGGGAUCCAUGGACAAAAAUGAUCACAAUGUUGGCACAGGACUUGUUGGUGCCCCAGCUUGUGGAGAUGUCAUGAAGCUUCAGAUCAAGGUUGAUGAUAAUGGAAAAAUCAUAGAUGCCAAGUUUAAGACUUUUGGGUGUGGAUCAGCCAUUGCCUCCAGUUCCUUGGCCACUGAAUGGAUCAAGGGAAAAUCUAUACUCAUGACAUACAACAUUGCUUGUGCCUUUUCAUAUUGCCAGUUGGAAGAGGCAGCUACUGUCAAGAAUGAGGCCAUUGCCAAGGAACUGAAACUACCACCUGUGAAAUUACACUGCUCCAUGCUGGCAGAAGAUGCCAUCAAGGCUGCACUCAAGGAUUACACAGUGAAGAAGGAGGCACUUCAGAACACUCCUGAACGUGAAUGACUGUCUCUCCCUGCCCCUAUCUAUUUGUCUCUACAGUAGUUGGAGAGGCAUUGUUUCUGCUUUGACUGUUGCUAGAUUGUGAUCUUUUUAUUUGAUAUUGCAAAUAAAUUACAUAGCCAAAGCACACUGUUAAUGUGUGUCAGUGGUGAUACUGGG
Messenger RNA from Darwinula stevensoni, 771 nucleotides. NCBI's taxonomy places the organism in Eukaryota, Metazoa, Arthropoda, Ostracoda, Podocopida, Darwinulidae. The record is from the annotation of a GenBank genome assembly.